Messenger RNA from Electrophorus electricus (electric eel), 2555 nucleotides. RefSeq names its product casein kinase 2, alpha prime polypeptide a (gene csnk2a2a). Gene Ontology annotation, cellular component: cytosol; protein kinase CK2 complex; nucleus. Gene Ontology annotation, biological process: peptidyl-serine phosphorylation; peptidyl-threonine phosphorylation; regulation of chromosome separation. Gene Ontology annotation, molecular function: ATP binding; protein serine/threonine kinase activity. Lineage: Eukaryota; Metazoa; Chordata; Actinopteri; Gymnotiformes; Gymnotidae. The record is from RefSeq and is a predicted model, not a curated record.
ACCCCUACACCCCUCGGCAGAAGCACUGGGUUCCCCCCCUCCCCCCCAGGAUUUUUGGUUAAUAUAUUUUCUGUUAAUAGACUCAGACCUCUUAGGUGCAUUUCGGGUUGGUAAUGACAAACUAGCCAAUAAGGGGGCAAUUUCUCGAAAUGACAGUUUAGAAUGAAUGUCAUCCUAAUAGCGUUACACGAAAAAAAAACCCGUCGCUGAGGAAUCGCGCUAUCUAGCAAGCUAGCGUAGCUAGGCAACUGUGUUGUUGAAUCUGGCUGGAUAGUCCGCUAUCUAGCUAGGUUCUCACUCUUAUUACGAGCACUCAUCGGUGUUAAAUGCAGCUAGAAACCAUUGACCAGUAGAGAAAUCUGACCAGCCUGCUGGUCUGCGUUUAUUGUCAAACGCCAUUACAAUUUCUUGCUAGCUAGCCGACUAGCCAGCAGUAGCUAACGGAAUAACCAAACAGAGCAGAUUUGAAUUGAUUCACCGUCGUCGUAUUACGGUAAGAUCUAUUAAUUUGCGUAAGCGUACAAGGCCGUCUCCGUUUAAAUGAGAGAGCCAGCUACAUAUUAAGUUAAUUAAGAUAGCUAGCGCCACAGAUGUUGCGUUUCAUGUCAAUUAGCUAGCGAGCUAGCUAGCUGUUAAUCAAGCGUCUGUUUUUCACGUCACUGCAUGGCGAGCUAAUUAGCCAGCUAUGCUUUCUCGCAUUUUCAUCAGAUCUUACUGACUAGUGUUCUUACGCUGGCGUUCUGUCGGAAAACGAACAGUUUGCUUUUAAUCAAACUGGGACAAUCCUUAAUCGUUGCACAGGCGUUGUGGUCAUGGUCCCCGCUGCAUUGCAGCCGUCUUUCGUUGGAGAAAUCUGUCGCGAAUUCCUAUUCUGAAACAUCUUGGUAUAAGACCCCUCAAAAAAGACGCUCGGCUUCUCACUGCUGCUUUGGAAGUCUUGUAGUUAGUGGGGGAAAGGCAGAUCAGUUUCCCAUGCCCGCCAUGCCUGGUCCGGUGGCCAGCAAAGCACGGGUGUAUGUUGAUGUCAACACUUUGAAGAGCAAGGAUUACUGGGAUUAUGAAGCACAUGUGCCUAGUUGGAGUAACCAAGAUGACUAUCAGUUGGUGCGAAAGCUUGGAAGAGGAAAAUACAGUGAAGUGUUUGAAGCCAUCAAUAUUAAUAGCAAUGACAGGGUGGUAGUUAAAAUACUCAAGCCUGUCAAGAAGAAAAAGAUCAAGCGUGAGAUCAAAAUCCUGGAAAAUUUAAGGGGUGGAACCAACAUAAUUCGCCUUGUGGACACAGUGAAGGAUCCUGUGUCUAGAACACCUGCCCUUGUCUUUGAGUGCAUCAAUAACACAGAUUUCAAGGAUCUGUACCAGAGAUUAACAGAUUUUGAUAUUCGUUUCUACUUGUAUGAACUUCUAAGGGCUCUGGAUUACUCUCAUAGCAUGGGGAUCAUGCAUCGGGAUGUAAAGCCACAUAAUGUCAUGAUAGAUCACCAGAUGAGAAAGUUGCGUCUGAUAGAUUGGGGCCUUGCUGAGUUCUAUCAUCCAGCCCAGGAAUAUAAUGUAAGGGUGGCCUCAAGAUCUUACAAGGGACCAGAACUGCUGGUUGACUAUCAGAUGUAUGACUACAGUUUAGAUAUGUGGAGCCUGGGCUGCAUGCUGGCCAGUAUGAUCUUCCAGAAAGAGCCCUUCUUCCAUGGCCAGGACAAUUAUGACCAACUUGUCCGCAUUGCUAAGGUUCUCGGGACCGAAGAACUUUUCAGCUACCUUAAUAAAUAUCACAUCGAAUUGGACACACGCUUCAAAGACCUGCUUGGACAGCAAACGCGGAAGCGUUGGGAGCACUUUGUUCAGCCGGAGAAUCAGCACUUGGUGAGCCCCGAAGCCCUGGACCUCUUGGACAAGCUUCUGCGUUACGACCAUCAACAGAGACUGACUGCCCAGGAGGCUAUGGAGCACCCCUACUUCUAUCCAGUGAUGAACGGACAGUCUCUCUCAAACUCAGAUGGCAGUCUGGCAAUAAGCAGCUCAACCGCAACAUGAUGAUCUAAAAGCUAAAAGGAGAACCUUUUUACCUCAGUGUUUGGCAGAGCCCCUGCGUUUCAGGUGUAAAGCUUCACUAUUGGAGCAAGAAGUCAUUUAGUAUCACAUGUACAGAAGGGACACACAAUGGGCUGGCCAAAUCCCUCUCCUCCCCUCACCUUUCUUCACUUUGUAUUAGUGCUGCUUGUUACAGUUACCCAAAUACCAAAAACUGGUAUUCGUUCUGUCCCCCUUGUCUCCUCUAUAAUGCUGUACAUCUCUCAACAAAAAAUAAGGAAAAAAGAGAAAUAUAAGAUAUUGUGGUUGGGAAAGAAUGCCUGCUCUUUCCUCAUGACUCUCAGGCUCCGUAUGACUGAUGUGGGCUCAGGAUCCAGGUUGCAUUAUGUGCUGGAAGAUUGUGUUGGUCAGUGACUUGCCCUGCUGAAAUGUGCGCAGAUUCUAAAUUAUAGUAUUAUUGGGUAUGGAGGCUUUUCUGCAAUCUAUUGAAAAAUAUCAUAUAUUAAACAAGAGAUGAUAAUUUUUAACCA